Dentiscutata heterogama is the source of this 217-nucleotide messenger RNA. Lineage: Eukaryota; Fungi; Glomeromycota; Glomeromycetes; Diversisporales; Gigasporaceae. The record is from the annotation of a GenBank genome assembly.
UAUUAUUCCAUUCCUUACACUAUGUUUAACUGCCUUUAUGAUUUUUCUUACGACUCUUCAAUCGAUACUUAAUUUGUUUAUCAAAAGUGAUAAAGUCGAAGAUGAAAAGGGAAGCAGUGAAGAGAAAAAAGAUGAAACGGAAAGUAAAGAAGAGGGAAAAGAUGGAAAGAAAAGCGAUAAUAUUGAAGAGGGAAGUAAUGAUAAUGACAAAGUGUAA